Messenger RNA from Mytilus californianus (California mussel), 3961 nucleotides. RefSeq lists its product as uncharacterized. Bases 8 to 3961 code for a protein of 1317 amino acids. Lineage: Eukaryota; Metazoa; Mollusca; Bivalvia; Mytilida; Mytilidae. The record is from RefSeq and is a predicted model, not a curated record. The transcript is spliced from 13 exons.
GACACGGAUGCUGAACAUCAGAAUUCCUCUAGAACCCCUUCUAAGAGGAAGAGAUUGUCUUCAGCUGGGGCAAGAAGAUCAAAUAAUAAAAGAAUACAGUUUAAAGAGGAAUGAAAUAGUCCUAGAUGUUACUGAGGAUCUGGCUGUUAUCUUGUCAUCCUCAGUCAUUCAUAGUUUCUAUCAGACUGACACGAAAAAGCAAUCUGUGGAAUCCUUACAAGUGAAGCAAUCAAAGAAAACAGCUGUGACUAAGAAAGAAAAAAAAAGCACUUAUAAUUGUCCUGUUUGUCCAGUAAUAUGCUCCAGAGAAGAUUUUCUGAUAGACCAUGUUAUUUGCUGUCAUGCUAAAAAAGGCAAAACUCACUUAGUCAAAGAUCUUUCUCUUCAGGUACCAAUAACUGAGGAACCUGUAGAGGAGCUUAGGAGUUCCUAUGACGAGAAUGAUAAACACAUAGCAUAUGGUAGUGUAUACAUAGAGGGUUAUGAAGUGGAUUGUAUUAUUCCAUCACAAACAGAGUUUGCAGAGAGUGAUGAAGUGGAGUGUAGUAUUCUAACAACAAUAGAGUUUGCAGAGAGUGAUGAACUGGAGUGUAGUAUUUCAACAAUAGAAUUUGCAGAGAGUGAUGAAGUGGAGUGUAGUAUUCCAACAACAAUAGAUUUUGCAGAGAGUGAGGAAGUGGAGUCUAGUAGUCCCACAAGAAUAGAGUUUGCACUAACAACAGUGAAGGUUUUGGCAAGCAGAUGUUGGAAGAACUUCAAACGGUUUAUCCUGCAUCUCUGUGGGGAUGUUGAAGAAAAUCCAGGACCUACAAUGCUGAAGUGCAAGUGGGAGCAGUGUACAGAGGACAAGUUCACUGAUAUUCGUCUAUUAGCCCAGCACGUGAUUUCGCACAUUCAUCCUGGAAUUCUUUGCCAAUGGGAAGAAUGUGUAUAUUGUUGUCCAAAUGAACAAUACAAACUGGAAAUUCAUGUGCUACAACAUAUAUACUUGGAACAGUUAACUUUUCAGUCAAUUGAAGAAUGGGGAAGAGCACUUCCUUCAGGACAGUUUUCAGAGAAUUGUACUGAUCUUCACUUGUGUCCUCCUAAUUUGAAAAUUAAGUUAGGCCUCCCAUUGUUAGAUGAAGAAUUUAGUAUGCCAUCUCAGUACCCGUAUACUGUUAAAGAUCAUCAGCUUUAUGUACUACAGUUACAGACAGAGAAUCCAGAAAAUUAUGAAAGAUUAGUAUCUGCCUUUCAACAAAAGGUUGAAACCAUGAGUGAUACUACAGCUAGUCAAUCUGGAACUGAACCCUCAACUUCUACUAGUGGUAAUACCACAGAGCUGACAAUCCAGGGAAUUGAUCAAUUGGCUGUCUUGAACUCUAACAUGACACGCUCAAGUCAACAGGUUAUUGUCACAAACCGUCCUGAGCUGACAGGUACCAAUCAGAGUACAGUAAAAUUUACACUCAGAGAUGAAACAGAAAUAGUAACAAGGAAGUAUAUCUCAAGCAACUCUAAGAAGAGAAAAUAUGUAGCCUCCAGCAUUCAAAACCUUAAUGAUAGAAACAUGACCGAAAAUGAUCUAAUAACAAACUUAAAUAUGUGUAGACAGGCUAUUUUGGUGGAACAUAAUAUAAUCAGCAAAAUGCAAGAUAUGAAAUUUCUUGAUCCAAAUAAUUGUCUAUUUUUAUUUGAGGAAGCUGCUAUUAAUAUGUCAACUUAUCCAGACUGCUCUGAAGGAGUUUUCAUUUUUUCAAUCUUUGAUAUUGAGAUUGAAAAUCACAAUGCACCUGUACAUUAUAUACGAUACAUAGAAUCAGGAUAUUACAAACAUUUCAUGGAGGAGACUUUUCUGGAUGUAAUAUGUCAAACAUUAGGAAUUCUGCAAGAUAAUGUAUUCUUAUGCAACAUCCUAACUGGUGGAGAUCAGCAGAGAAUGCUCAUUGAAAAGAAAAACAAGGACUCAAGAAAAUCUAGAACACGCCCUGACAAAAUUUAUGCCAACAAUUUAAAGAGCUUAAAAUCUAGAAGACAACAAUUGUGUGAAAAAGUUAAAGACUUUUGUGACAUUGAACUAGCUGCUUGUUUUGUGCACACUGCUAGACAUGGUUAUAAAGUUAAGAUAGAUUCAGAUGCCAGUGAUGGUCUUUACUUUUCAUCUAACAAUGAACUAUUCCACACAGAUAUCAUACAAAACAAGAUACUUCAUUACCCAGAAGUGAAAAAUGCAGAAGUUAGUGACAAAUGCUCAGAUGACUUUAUGAAGCCUCUCCCUGCUAGUAAUGUUAAUAACCUAUGUUACAAAAGUUGCAUGAUUAACUUUCUAUCAAAUGAUCACAACAGAUUCCUUGGAAAAGAAAAUUUGCGCUAUCAUUACAGAUUUUCAACAAGUCCAAAGGCCACCUCUUUGAGAAAUCGGGUAUUGUACUUGUACAAAAAUCAUCAGCUGAAUGAACUUCAAACCAUUUACUCAUCUUUCCAACAAGAAGACCAGAAUCAAGAAAACAUAAAUAACCAAAAUAUGAAUGAUCCCACUGGAGAACCUCAAACAAAAAGAACAAGGACAUUUAUUCCACGGAAGAAAAUUCUGACAAAAGAAAUGGCUUUGCAGACUAUUUCAGGACAAAAUGUGGAAAAUAUGUUCAAAAAAGUAAAUUUAUAUGAUAACUACAAGAAAAAUCUUUUACAGAAUCGAAGUUUUAUUAUCCAGGUUUACGAUGAAGAGAAAGUUAUUGCAAUUAUGAAUGAUUAUGAUGAUGAAAGUGGGGAAUUUAGAAGCUCUGAUUAUGUAAAAACAUCAAGGGAUCUUUUCGAGAACGGUUAUUUUUACACUUGCAACUGUCGUAUCUAUCGUACCUUGUUGGAAUCCCUGGAUAACAAUAUGGAACAGUUUGAUGCUCUGGAUGAAAAUGGUAUUAAAUGCAUGCAUUGUCGUUUUUUGCAUCAAGAGGUAUCACCAAAUUUGGAAAGGAAUGAGCAAGCAACCGUAACAAACAUUCAAGUAGUCAUACAAGAUGCUCUGUUAUACAAGGAUAGGAAAAUUAUUGAAUUGCCAACUACAAGACCAGGAACCAAAAAAUUUUCAAUUUUGAUAGAUGAUGACAUUUCAUUAGUUCAUUUGACAUUCAAUUCACGUCUUCAGCGCUAUAUAGUUUCCUGCUUGAAUGGAUUAUGUAAAAGUAAAAAAGGAUGCAAGAAAAAUGUUGACUGUCUUAAUACUGAUCAAAAUUUAUGUGUUCAUUUGUCUGAGCUGAAGAAUGCUCCUCAUUUUUGGACAGAAUUUAGCAAACCUGAAGCUGCAGUGAACACUGAAAAUGAUGAGAAUAUACAGCUUAUUGAUCCCAAUCUAGUUCAGAAUAUACAACAUCGUUAUAUAUUGGGCGCUCUUAACUUAAACAAUGUUGAAAAUGGAUGCAUUAAAGGUCCACAUCUUAUUCCAGAUAUUCCAACUUCAGUUUGUCCAUGUGGCGCAGGAUGGACAAGUAAUCAGCAGCUAAAUGGUGUAAGUACAUUUUCCAGAGUACUCACUAUCUAUACAAAAAUAGCACCAGUACAGUGUCAGGUAUAUAGCAGAAGCUGUGCUAAUGAAGAAUCACCUUGUAAAAAAGACUGGGAUGAAGGAGAUAAAGAAUGUUUACAUGUAGUUACCCGAGAUACUGCAGCUGGAGAUGAAAUUGACCACAUUAGUGGCCUUAAUAUAAAUGCUGCUGGAAAUGGCUUUUACAACAGAAAAAUGUAUGAAAUGAGAGAGUAUGCUCCAGAAUUAAGAGAUUUGAUUGCUUCAUCCAUGCUUAGUCAUGCCAAUCCUCAAGGAAAUAAUUUUGUUCCCGAUGAUGUCAUUACAUUUAUUCGAUAUUUGAUCAAAUGUGUUGCAGAUAUGGAGAUCACUCAACCAGAUCCUGCAAAUCCACAACCAGGAACAUAUAACCCAGCUAAGUAUGGAAGAGCUUACUACUUUUCAGAAACUGACCCUUAG